GCGCAUCCGUUCUAUUCCUAGCCAUAAAGAAACGAAAAGAGAAGAAAAGGAAAGAAAUGGCGAUGAAAUUAUCUCUAAUCGAAGAUUUUGGAAAUGAUUUCAAAAAGGGACACGGUUUAAAAAUAUUAGAUUAUCCGUUGGUUGUGGCGGCCACAAAUGGAUUUUCAUCUGAAAAUAAGUUAGGACAGGGGGGUUUUGGACCAGUUUAUAAGGAAACUUUGCCAACGGGAGAGGAGGUUGCUAUAAAAAGACUUUCAAAAAGUUCUGCACAAGGAAUUGUGGAGUUCAAAAAUGAAGUAACACUUAUAUGUGAGCUUCAGCACAUGAAUCUUGUUCAACUACUUGGUUGCUGCAUUCAUGAAGAAGAGAAGAUUCUAAUUUACGAGUAUAUGCCCAACAAAAGCUUGGAUUUCUAUCUUUUCGAUUGUUCAAGAAGCAAAUUACUAGAUUGGAACAAGCGUUUCAACAUAAUACAAGGAAUUGCUCAAGGAUUAUUGUAUCUGCACAAGUACUCAAGACUCAAAGUCAUUCACAGAGACUUGAAAACCAGUAACAUACUUCUUGAUGAGAACAUGAAUCCCAAAAUUUCAGAUUUUGGAAUGGCCAGAAUGUUUACUCAACAAGACUCAAUAUCAAAUACGAACAGGGUUGUUGGGACAUACGGUUAUAUGUCUCCAGAAUAUGCUAUGGAAGGAAUUUUUUCUACAAAGUCAGAUGUGUACAGCUUUGGAGUGUUGUUGCUUGAAAUAGUUAGUGGACGAAAAAACACUGGUUUUUUUUAUGAUGAUGACCACCCAAUAAAUCUAAUUGGGCAUGUAUGGGAAUUAUGGAAAGAUGAAAAGUGUUUUGAAUCAGUGGAUCCAUCAUUAGAGGAGUCAUUUGAUUAUGAUGAAGUGCAGAGGUGUAUUCAUGUUGGUCUCCUAUGUGCUGAACAUUAUGCAAAUGAUCGACCUACAAUGUCUGACGUUAUAUCAAUGUUGACAAACAAGAGUGCAAUAGUGUCUUUGCCUUCAAGACCAGCAUUCUAUAUUCAAAGAAAUAUGUUUAACGAGAAUUUAUCUUCUUUAGAGUUGUGUACUGCUUCCACAAUAAAAACUACUACUUCAUUGGAGAUAGAAUAAACCAGAGUAAGUUAUGUACUAACUAGAAAAAGAAACUAGAAAUUGCCGACUAAGAAAUGCUUACGUUAUAUAUAUUUUUAGGGGGAGCACU
Molecule: messenger RNA, 1212 nt
Organism: Vigna unguiculata (cowpea)
Lineage: Eukaryota; Viridiplantae; Streptophyta; Magnoliopsida; Fabales; Fabaceae
Product: G-type lectin S-receptor-like serine/threonine-protein kinase At1g67520
Biological process (GO): protein phosphorylation
Cellular component (GO): plasma membrane
Molecular function (GO): protein serine/threonine kinase activity; ATP binding
Source: RefSeq, a predicted model, not a curated record